CCGGCGCUCGCUGUGUGUAGUGAAGCCAAAGACUUUGCGCGUAGUAGUAAUUUAUUGCCAGGAAAACUAAUAUACAAAGCCUUCGCCGUUCUCUGUUAUGUGAAACGGCAGUGAAUCGUUGCUUUCUUAGCAUUACGGUUCCAUUGCUAGUCCGAAGAGGAAGGAGCCGCCAGCUGGAUCGAUAUGCCGAAGUACUACUGUGACUACUGUGACACCUAUCUCACGCACGACUCGCCGUCGGUGCGCAAGACCCACUGCAAUGGCCGCAAGCACAAGGAAAACGUCAAGUUCUACUACCAGAAAUGGAUGGAGGAACAGGCCCAAAACCUCAUUGACGCCACAACGGCGGCAUUCAAGGCGGGAAAGAUCCAGUCUUCACAGUUUCAGGCCAAGCCUCUGACCGGAGCAAUGAUCCCUCCGCCAGCAGCGCUACAACCGGGUCCUCCGCAGAGGAUGCCACUAGUUGGGCCACCACACAUGGGACCGAUGCCGGGCCCCAUGCCGGGCCCUAUGCCAGGCCCCAUGCCCAUGAUGGGACCCCCUGGACCAAUGCCCCCCAACAUGAUGAUGCCAGGUGAGAAGCGUUGCUUUGUGUAUUCUAUAAGCCUGUAG
Molecule: messenger RNA, 612 nt
Organism: Rhipicephalus sanguineus (brown dog tick)
Lineage: Eukaryota; Metazoa; Arthropoda; Arachnida; Ixodida; Ixodidae
Product: U1 small nuclear ribonucleoprotein C
Exons: 5
Coding region: 184-612 (142 amino acids)
Biological process (GO): mRNA 5'-splice site recognition; mRNA splicing, via spliceosome; spliceosomal snRNP assembly
Cellular component (GO): nucleus; U1 snRNP
Molecular function (GO): zinc ion binding; pre-mRNA 5'-splice site binding
Source: RefSeq, a predicted model, not a curated record